This is a messenger RNA of Notodromas monacha, 488 nucleotides long. Lineage: Eukaryota; Metazoa; Arthropoda; Ostracoda; Podocopida; Cyprididae. The record is from the annotation of a GenBank genome assembly.
AUGUCGGUUUAUGACUUGUUGGCCAAGAUGGGGAUGGGCCAGCUCCCAGAAGGCUAUAACAAGAAAAUCCAUGGACCCUACAACCCUGCUCGUUACUAUGGAAAGCCGGAUAUCCCGUUGGGUCAGGUAAAAAUAAAGGAGCUGGGACCUUGGCUGGCGAGGAGGAACAAGGACCCGGUUUCGAUUGCUCGCCUCAUGUCACGAGGAUAUCACCGUUGGAGUCAGAAGUACAUUUUGGCUAGAACUGGCGGACUCGCGGGCUACACUCAAUUGUUGGUUGGGAUUUCGCUCUUCUUCUACACCAUCAAUUAUUGCAAAUACGCGAACCACCGCAACUACAAGUACCACUGGUGAACGUCAUCGCCACUCCUGGUGCAUCUGUGUCCAGACGUUCGAGUGUUUAUUCAGUAAUCCUGUCGAAAAGAGUUUAGUGAACGGAGAUUCAUCCAUCUUGGCUUGCUUCUCAAAUACAUGUGCAAUGUAGUUCA